CGGACCCCCCCGGACCCCCCCGGAGCCCCGGACCCCCCCCCAGCCCCGGGGGGGCCUCCCGAGCCCGCCGCGGCCCCGCCGGCGGUUCCGGGGCCAUGGACGUCGAGGAUUGCAACGCGCGCUCCUUCCUCAGCGGAAUCUGCUCUUCCUGGAAGGUGAGCGGCGCCCCGCGCCCCGCCGGGAUCCCGCGCUGCUUCCCGGGAAUCCCGAUCCAGGGAUCCGCGGGAUUCCCCCCGCAAGGCCGUGGGGAUUCCCCCCUGGAGCAGGAAUUCCGCUCGGCCGUGGGGGGAGGGGCAGCCCGGAGCCCCCCCAGCCCCCGCUCGUCCCCGCGCUCCCCCGCCAACUCCAUCAAGGUGGAGAUGUCGUCGGACGAGGAGUGUCCGGGCCGGGCGCUGUCGCAGGGGGAGCGGGAGGCGCUGCCCGAGGAUUCGCUGCCGGAGCCUUUCCCGGAGCAAUUCCCGGAGCAAUUCCCGGAGCAAUUCCCGGAGCCGCACUCGCCGGGCGGGAUCCGCCUCCCCAACGGGAAACUCAAGUGCGACGUCUGCGGGAUGGUCUGCAUCGGCCCCAACGUGCUCAUGGUGCACAAGCGCAGCCACACCGGAGAACGACCCUUCCAGUGCCAGCAGUGCGGCGCCUCCUUCACGCAGAAGGGGAACCUGCUGCGCCACAUCAAGCUGCACUCGGGGGAGAAGCCCUUCAAGUGCCCCUUCUGCUCCUACGCCUGCCGGCGCCGCGACGCCCUCAGCGGGCACCUGCGCACCCAUUCCGUCUCCUCGCCCGUGGUGGGCAAGCCCUACAAGUGCAGCUCGUGCGGCCGCAGCUACAAGCAGCAGAGCAGCCUGGAGGAGCACCGGGAGCGCUGCCACGGCUUCCUGCACCGGGAGAGCCCCGCGCGGACAGGAGAGGAAAUCCGGGAGCUGGACAUGGUGCCCGAGGCGUUGCUGCACCCUGAGCGCCCCACCUUCAUCGAGCGCCUGGCAGGCAGCUUCACCAAGAGGAAACGCUCCACGCCGCAGAAAUUUGUGGGCGAGAAGCAGAUGCGCUUCGCCCUCUCGGAGCUGCCGUUCGAUGUCAGCCCGGGCUUCGACAAGGACGUGGAGGUGGUUCCGUCCCGCGGGCACGCCCUGGAGCCGCCCUACGCGGGGCCGCUCUCCCUGCUGGGCGCCGCCGACCCGCUGCGCCCGCUGCGCCUGGCCACCAACUGCAUCACCGAGGUCACGCCGGUCAUCAGCUCCGUCUACACCCAGAUCCAGGCGCUGCCCGCCCGCCUCGAGCUGCCGCGGGGCCGCGACUCCUCGGAGGACGGCGCCGAGGGCAUCCCGGUGAUCUUCCGCGGCCGCGGCGGCGGCGACGCCGCCGGGGGAUCGCCGUCCAACGGCUGCCAGGACUCCACGGACACCGAGAGCAUCCAGGAGGAGCGGGCGGGCGGCGGCAGCAGCCGGCACAGCCCCGCCUACGCCAAGGAGGAGCCCAAGGAGGAGCCGGACGGCGCGGCGCGCUGCUUCCCCAAGGAGUCGCUGCGGGUGCUCAACGAGGAGGGCGAGCAGCUGCGGGCCUUCUGCUGCGAGCACUGCCGCGUGCUCUUCCUGGACCACGUCAUGUUCACCAUCCACAUGGGCUGCCACGGCUUCAGGGACCCUUUCGAGUGCAACAUCUGCGGCUACCGCAGCCAGGACCGCUACGAGUUCUCCUCGCACAUCGUGCGUGGCGAGCACAAGAUCUGAGGUGGGAAAAGCAACCCCCUUUUCCUGCCUCAAAUUUUCUGAUUUCACCGCGGUUUUCCCCUCCUAAAUUGUGCUCGGGGAACACAAGAUAUGAGGUGGGAUAAGC
Messenger RNA from Vidua chalybeata, 1830 nucleotides. It is a transcript of the gene IKZF4, whose product is annotated as IKAROS family zinc finger 4. Gene Ontology annotation, molecular function: DNA-binding transcription factor activity; RNA polymerase II cis-regulatory region sequence-specific DNA binding. Gene Ontology annotation, biological process: regulation of transcription by RNA polymerase II. The transcript is spliced from 9 exons. Lineage: Eukaryota; Metazoa; Chordata; Aves; Passeriformes; Viduidae. The coding region runs from base 96 to 1724 and encodes 542 amino acids. The record is from RefSeq and is a predicted model, not a curated record.